Vicugna pacos (alpaca) is the source of this 1773-nucleotide messenger RNA. The record is from RefSeq and is a predicted model, not a curated record. NCBI's taxonomy places the organism in Eukaryota, Metazoa, Chordata, Mammalia, Artiodactyla, Camelidae.
GGCUCUCAGGCUUCCAUGGGCUUGUUUGCAGGAUGUAAUUCCUUUUUAGGUCACUCAGAUACUCCUCUUCGGAGAGAGCCUAACAAGGCCUGGCUGUUUCUAUUUUUAACGCUGACUCGGGCCAGCCGCGGCGGGCGGGGCUGUUCUGCCGGGUUCCUGGGAACCCGCGGCCUUCCUGCUCUGCCACCUGCCGCGUUGGGAGGGGCUGCUUUCCGUGCGGCUGGAUGGGUGGUCCAUGCGCACCGGCCGCACUUCCUGGCCCUGCACUGCCAGGAGUUCGGAGGCAAGAACUACGAAGCCUCCAUGUCGCAUGUGGACAAGUUUGUCAAGGAGCUGCUGUCCAGUGAUGCCAUGAAGGAGUAUAACAGGGCGCGCGUCUACCUGGACGAAAACUACAAGUCCCAGGAGCAUUUCACGGCACUAGGAAGUUUUUAUUUUCUUCACGAAUCCUUAAAAAACAUCUACCAGUUUGACUUUAAAGCUAAGAAGUACAAAAAGGUCACCGGGAAGGAGAUCUACUCGGACACGCUGGAGAGCACGCCCAUGCUGGAAAAAGAGAAGUUUCCGCAGGACUACUUCCCCGAGUGCAAGUGGUCGAGGAAAGGCUUCAUCCGGACGAGGUGGUGCGUGGCGGACUGUGCCUUUGACUUGGUGAACAUCCACCUUUUCCACGAUGCGUCCAAUCUGGUGGCCUGGGAGACGAGCCCCUCGGUGUACUCGGGCAUCCGGCGCAAGGCCCUGGGCUACGUGCUGGACAGGAUCAGCGACCAGAGGUUCGAGAAGGCGUCCUACUUCGUGUUUGGUGAUUUCAACUUCCGACUGGAUUCCAAGUCCGUGGUGGAGACCCUCUGCACGAAGGCCACGAUGCAGACAGUCCGGGCCGCUGACACCAAUGAGGUCGUGAAGCUGAUAUUCCGCGAGUCAGACAAUGACCGGAAGGUGACACUCCAGCUGGAGAAGAAGCUCUUCGACUACGUGAACCAGGAGGUGUUCCGGGACAACAACGGCACCGCGCUCUUGGAAUUCGACAAAGAGCUGUCUGUCUUCAAGGACAGGCUGUGUGAACUGGACAUCUCGUUCCCCCCCAGCUACCCGUACAGCGAGGACUCCAGCCAGGGCAAGCAGUACAUGAACACCCGGUGCCCCGCCUGGUGCGACCGCGUCCUCAUGUCCCCGUCCGCCAAGGAGCUGAUUCUGAGGGGGGCGCUGGGUGAACAGAAGCUGAUGUCAGAAGCGAACGUCAGCAGGGAAAGUGGGAACCGGACGAGCGUCUGUGGUGCCGGGGGCUCAGCGGCACAUGUGCUCACAGCGGCACCGACUGCGUCGGAGAGCGAGGAGAAGGUUGUCACCUACGACCACAUCGGGCCCAGCGUCUGCAUGGGAGACCACAAGCCCGUGUUCCUGGCCUUCCGCAUCGCGCCCGGGGCAGGUAAACCUCACGCACGUGUGCACAAGUGCUGUGUCGUGCAGUGACGUGGUGGGACGCGGUGUCAGCGCCACGAGAGGACCCUUGGCGAGCCCUCCCUGUAGCACAAGGCGCAGACGAAGUCGCAGCCCAUGAAAUACGUACUCGUGAUAGCUGCACCCACAACCGCCCGAGCGCCACCCGCUAGGCAGAUGGCCGGCCCUGCACUUCGCUUCAGCCUCCGGACGGCGGCUCCGGAAAAGCCUCACAUACCUCACUGUCUCGUCUGUUCAUGUGACAUUAAGUAGAAAUACUGGGUUUUUUUAAAAAGAAAAAAGUCACAGCCCUGUUGCCAAAACUCUGUAAUA